AUGUUAACUGGUGAUUCAUUAUGGGGGAAGUGGAUUAAAGAAAGGUUACUUAAGGGGAAAAGUUUCUGGGAAGUGAAGGUUAAAACGCAUAUGGGCUCUUGGAUGUGGCGUAAGAUGUUGAAGUUGAGAGGAGUGGCUAAAUCGUUCUAUAUGAAGGAGUUGGGGAAUGGGAGGCAUACGUCCUUUUGGUUCGAUAAAUGGUCAGAGAAGGGGGUGCUCUCUGAUUUAUUAGGUGAGCGGGGCAUUAUUGAUUUGGGUGUAGCUAAGAAUGCGACGUUAAUGAAGAUAUCAGUCUCUGGAAGGGGAAGUCAAGAUAUCGGUGAGAAGUUUAAGACUAGUGAAACUUGGGAGUUGUUGAGGGUUUCCAAACCCCAGUGUGCUUGGGGUAGAGGGAUCUGGUUUCCUCAGGCUACUCCUAAAUUUGCUUUUAUAUCUUGGCUUGCGGUGCUCAACAGAUUAUCGACUUUGGACAGAGUUGCAGUAUGGAGCCAGGGGGUGGAUACAACCUGUCUACUUUGUCAAUCUGCUACUGAGUCAAGAAGCCAUUUGUUUUUCGAGUGUUCCUACUCGGGGAAGGUGUGGGAGAAAAUGGUUAAAGGCAUAUUAGGGAACGAGUUCACUAAUGAUUGGGUUGGGAUUGUGGGGCUCAUUUCUGAUGCGACAAGAGAGAAGAAGUCUUUGUUCUGUAUCAGAUAUGCUCUUCAGGCGGUGCUGUAUGCAGUCUGGCGUGAGAGAAAUAAGGUAAAGCAUGGUGGAAAGCUAAUGCCGUUACCGAUUCUGCAGAAACUGGUUGAUAAAGGGAUUAGGAACAAGAUCAGUGUAUUGAGAAUGAGGGGAGUAAGAGAUAUGGAGUUGCUGAUGCAGUUUUGGUUCCAAACUAAAUUAUAA
Brassica rapa (field mustard) is the source of this 888-nucleotide messenger RNA. RefSeq lists its product as uncharacterized. Lineage: Eukaryota; Viridiplantae; Streptophyta; Magnoliopsida; Brassicales; Brassicaceae. The record is from RefSeq and is a predicted model, not a curated record.